Molecule: messenger RNA, 702 nt
Organism: Penicillium riverlandense
Lineage: Eukaryota; Fungi; Ascomycota; Eurotiomycetes; Eurotiales; Aspergillaceae
Product: haloacid dehalogenase, type II
Exons: 2
Coding region: 1-702 (233 amino acids)
Molecular function (GO): hydrolase activity, acting on halide bonds, in C-halide compounds
Source: RefSeq, a predicted model, not a curated record
AUGUCCGAAAUCGUCGUCGCCUUUGAUCUGUACGGCACACUGCUGUCUACAAACUCGAUUGCCAAGGAACUCGAGAAGCACUUUGGGCAUGACAAGGCGCAGACCAUUUCCGCGCUGUGGCGACGGUAUCAGCUCGAGUAUACGUGGAGGCUGAAUAGCAUGGAAAGCUACGUCGACUUUGACCAAGUCACCCGCAACUCACUACAGCACGCCCUGUCCGAGAACAACGAACAACUCAGCGACGCCGACACAACCCAGUUACUAGAAGCCUACGACCACCUGUCUACAUUCUCCGACGUGAACCCAGCCCUCAGCCGCCUGGGAGCCGAACCCGCCCUCAAAGCCGUGAUCUUCUCCAACGGCACCCAGACCAUGGUGUCCAACUCGGUGCUGCGCUCCCAGGACCUCGCCCCGCACGCCAGCGUGUUCCAGGAUAUCGUAACUGUCGACCAGGUCCAGCGGUACAAACCCUCGCGAGCGAGCUACCAGCAUUUAGCAGACCAGGUCGGGAAGGACCUCACGGAGCUCUGGCUCGUCAGCGGCAAUCCAUUCGACAUCGUCGGCGCGCGCAGCAUGGGCAUGAACGCCAUCUGGGUAGAUCGCGCCUGUGCCGGAUGGAAAGAUGCCGCUGACCCGGCGCUCCGACCGACAUGUAUUGUGCAUAGUCUGGAGCAUGUGGUGGGAGCGAUUAUCGGGAAAUGA